Durio zibethinus is the source of this 1245-nucleotide messenger RNA. RefSeq names its product annexin-like protein RJ4. Gene Ontology annotation, biological process: response to water deprivation; response to heat; response to salt stress. The record is from RefSeq and is a predicted model, not a curated record. Gene Ontology annotation, cellular component: cytoplasm; plasma membrane. Gene Ontology annotation, molecular function: phosphatidylserine binding; calcium-dependent phospholipid binding; calcium ion binding. NCBI's taxonomy places the organism in Eukaryota, Viridiplantae, Streptophyta, Magnoliopsida, Malvales, Malvaceae.
AUUUUUUCUAGGCGUUAAUUUCAAGGGUACUGUGAAGAACGUAGCCCUACCAAUAAGAGUCUCAACUCAGGUAAGUUUCCUUCAAAAAAUUCUUUGACAAUCUCCAGAUUAGAGGUAACUGGUUCAAAAAAAAAUGGCCACCAUUGAUGUUCCUAACCAGGUUUCUUUUGUUGAAGAUGCAGAAGCUCUCCGAAAGGCUUGUCAAGGAUGGGGGACAGAUGAGAAGACAAUAAUUUCAGUUCUGGGUCAUAGAAAUGCAGCUCAAAUUAAGCAAAUCAGGCUAGCUUAUGAAAAGCUCUACCAGGAGGAUCUCAUCAAGCGUCUGGAAUCAGAGCUUUCUGGUGACUUUGAGAGAGCUGUGUAUCGUUGGAUAUUGGAUCCAGCAGAUCGAGAUGCUGUCUUAGCUAAUGUGGCCAUACGGAAAACUAGCCUUGAUCACCAUGUGAUCAUUGAAAUUUCAUGCACCAGAUCCCCUGAAGAGCUCUUGGCUGUAAGGAGAGCCUAUCAGGCUCGCUACAAGCAUUCCCUGGAGGAAGAUGUUGCUGCUCAUACAAAGGGAGACAUCCGAAAGCUCUUAGUUGCCUUGGUGUGUGCAUUCAGAUAUGAUGGAGAGGAGAUAAAUGCCAGAGUAGCAAAUUCUGAGGCCAACAUUCUUCAUGAUGCUAUCAAAGACAGGACAUUCAACCAUGAAGAAGUUAUCAGGAUCCUGAGUACGAGGAGCAAGAUGCAACUUCUGGCAACUUUCAAUCGCUACAGAGAUGAUCAAGGCACUUCUAUCACUAAGAAUUUGCUAGGUGAUUCAGAUGCUGCAUUCCUGGUAGCACUGCGAACCGCAGUUCGAUGCCUUAAUGACCCGAAAAAGUACUUUGAAAAGGUUUUGCGCAAUUCGAUCAAAAGGAUCGGAGCUGAUGAGGAUGCUCUUACCAGGGUGAUUGUUACAAGGGCUGAAAAGGACCUGAAAGAGAUCAAAGACCUUUAUCACAAAAGAAACAGUGUGCCUCUUGAUCAAGCUGUUGCUAAGGAAACCUCAGGGGCUUACAAGGCCUUACUUCUUACUCUGUUGGGAAAGGAAGAUUGAAAUCUUUAUUUGGCCAUUUCCAGACUUCUAACAAGUGUUGUUGAUUUGAGUCACUAUUGUCUUGAUCCAGGCUUAAGUUUCUAUGGCGUAACAAUAAUUGUUUAUGUUCAUUUUGUCUGGUUUUAAUGGGGAGGUUGUUAUCCUAAGCAGUUGUCUGAUGGCAUAUU